This is a messenger RNA of Sorex araneus (European shrew), 3424 nucleotides long. RefSeq names its product growth arrest specific 2 (gene GAS2). Gene Ontology annotation, molecular function: cytoskeletal adaptor activity; actin filament binding; microtubule binding. Gene Ontology annotation, biological process: actin crosslink formation. Lineage: Eukaryota; Metazoa; Chordata; Mammalia; Eulipotyphla; Soricidae. The transcript is spliced from 9 exons. The record is from RefSeq and is a predicted model, not a curated record. Gene Ontology annotation, cellular component: actin filament. The coding region runs from base 397 to 1338 and encodes 313 amino acids.
GUGGCUUUAUCCCUCCAACCUCCCAGCCGUGUGGACACUGAUUAACUGCAGCUGGGAUCUAGUUUAUCCAACCUGGCUUUGGAACUGACCAAUGAGUUCUUUCUCAAGGAAUGCGCCCCGCUAACGGCAGAGGAGGAGGUGGUGGUCCUUUGCAACAUGGGUGUCCUGGUUCUGACUGCCUAGGAGAAGGUAUUGAGUGGCCUUCACGUUCAGUCUGCAGUCUACUUUGAGCUCGCAUCUCCCAUCCCGAGCGGGCCUUCCAAGCACCCUUUACUUGGUGGUCCCUUUCCUAUCUGAGUUGACGUUUCCCCCGUCAUGUGAGGCCGGCUUCCAAGCCACGGAGCAAUCCUGGUACACAUCUGUACUAUUUUUGGGUGUAUUACAAGUGGAUAAAUAAUGUGCACUGCUCUGAGCCCAAAGGUACGCAGUGGACCUGGCCUCUCUGAUAUGCAUCAGUAUAGCCAGUGGCUGGCCAGCAGACAUGAAGCUAAUUUGCUCCCGAUGAAAGAAGACCUGGCCCUGUGGCUAACCAACCUCUUAGGGAAGGAAAUUACAGCAGAAACUUUUAUGGAGAAAUUGGAUAAUGGUGCCUUGCUCUGUCAACUUGCAGAAAGUGUGCAAGAAAAAUUCAAAGAGUGCAUGGAUGCUAACAAGCCCACAAAGAAUCUGCCCUUGAAGAAAAUCCCAUGCAAAGCCAGUGCACCCUCAGGCUCCUUUUUUGCCCGAGACAAUACAGCAAAUUUCUUAUCCUGGUGCCGAGAUUUAGGGGUAGAUGAAACAUGUCUAUUUGAAUCGGAAGGUUUGGUUCUCCACAAGCAACCUAGAGAAGUGUGUCUCUGUUUGCUAGAGCUUGGCCGAAUUGCAGCCAGGUAUGGUGUGGAGCCUCCGGGUUUGAUAAAGUUGGAAAAAGAGAUUGAACAAGAAGAAACCCUUUCUGCCCCUUCUCCUUCACCUUCACCUUCAUCAAAAUCACCUGGAAAAAAGAGUACAGGAAAUUUACUGGAUGAUGCUGUGAAACGUAUUUCUGAAGAUCCUCCUUGCAAAUGCCCAACCAAGUUCUGUGUGGAAAGGCUUUCUCAAGGACGAUACCGAGUGGGAGAAAAAAUCCUCUUCAUUAGGAUGCUGCAUAACAAGCAUGUGAUGGUUCGUGUGGGCGGAGGAUGGGAAACCUUUGCAGGGUAUUUGUUGAAACAUGAUCCCUGCCGGAUGCUGCAGAUCUCCCGUGUGGAUGGCAAAACAUCCCCCAUCCAGAGCAAGUCUCCAACCCUUAAGGACAUGAAUCCAGACAGUUACCUGGUUGUCUCUGCCAACUAUAAGGCUAAGAAGGAGAUUAAAUGAAGCUAGUUGGUUGCUGCAAGGGGACUAUCAUAAUGGCCUGUAUCCACUUAUCCAGUGUAGUCAUUUUAGUUCAUAUGCUCUGAAAAGUACUUGGGAAAAAAAAGAUGCAGCAGACAGAAAACAUCACAGCAUAUUGAAGAAGGUUCAGAGAGUAGCACUAUUUAUUUGUAAUGCUUCUGUAGAGGAUGACAAAGAAAUCUUAAAUUCAGAUUUAAAAACUGUAGGCAAAUUAUUUUUUUCUUAACUGUGAAUAUGGUAUUUAGCUUACAAUAUUAGAAACCCUAUUCGAAAUUCUAUUUAGAGAUGAAAUCUGGAGUUACAGUAAACUAUUUGGAAUUUACAGAUAAGUCAACAGAAAGUGCCUGCUUUAUGUCUACAGAGUAAAAGCACCCCAGACAUUUUAUAAUUGUGAUUCCAAGGUAUUUUAUAAAAAGCGAUAAUUGGUGUGAUAUUGUGCUACUAAAACUAUCCAACAACACUAUAAAUAAGUACCAAGUAUUAACUCACAAUAGCAAUACUUUACUGGAAAGGCCACUCAGAAAAGUUUACAUUUAUUUGGAAGGUUGCCUUAAAGUUUAUUCUUUAUCUAUGACCAAAUAUCUGGGGUACUUUGGGAUGUCUUGAGCAUACCCUUUAGGGAAUCUCAUCGAAAUGGUUUCUCACAGUCCUAAGUACAUGACUGUGUUCAGACUGACUUAGUGUAAUUCACACACAUGAGCUGACAUUCCUUUAUAUUUUGACAGAUGAAAUUGUACAGUCAAAAUGCUCACUUGGCAUCAAGGUAUUUUAAUGCAUUUUCUUAUUAAGAUAUAUCUUUAGUUAAUCCUACUUUGCUAUACUGUCUAGUAAAGUGAAUUCACUGUAGCCGAUGAUGUUACAGAUUCUGUAUACCCUUGUAUACUAGGACAGGCUGUUUUGUAUCAAUAAACAGCUAAGUAGUGUCCUUCCUGAUUCAAGAAUUAAAAAGAUACAUUUUUCAAAAUUAAAUGUCUCUUUAUCAGUACUUCAUUCUUUAAUAAACUCAGAUUCAAGUGGGACGUUUCCCUAAGAGUUACACGAAGAGUCCAAUGAUGUUUACCCUACUAUCUCUUCAGUGUGGCAGCUGAGUGAAUAGUGGUGGUGUCUGUUCUUUUCUCUAGUAUCCAAAUUGUUUCACAAAUAGUCCUUAAGUUGUUAUCUUAAAUAUAAAGACUAUAAACAGUGUUAAUUAGUUAGUUUCUCACUUUCUAACUACCAUGACAUUUAUCUUACUUUGGAAAAUUAACGAGGAUGGAUUUCAGUUUUCAAAGUAACUCCUUGGCAAAACACAAAUUCAGGAUGAUCCCACUCACUGAUGGUAUACAGAGAAAUAAAUAAAGAUAUGGACAAUAUCAAUCUAUAAGAAACCUAUACUGGAAUAUAGACCUGAAAGUUACAAGCUGAUGGUGAAGAGAGGUCUAGGGAAUUGCUAGGUUGACUGAAGGUAACCUUGAAACAUAGGUGGAGAGUGGAACACCUGAGUGGUAGUCAGGAGAGGUAAUAGUAUGCAGUAAAAUCAUAAGCUGUCAGUUAAAAAAUAAUUGGAUGGGUGUGUGGGGGGGGGGAGUCAAACCAGAGCUAGCAUUAGAGACAAGGGGGAAGGGUUAUGGGUACUUCAGUGGCAAUGGUGUAUAGUAACUUUGUACAUCAAUGCUGUUGUAACUGAAUUUCACUUAACCAACCACACUGAGACAGAGUCUAGUGGCAGGAGAACAAGGAGGUUUAUAUACAUCAACCACGUAAAGCACCUGAAACUAUCAGUGCCUGAUCAAGGGUCAAAGAGCAUAUAUAGGAUAUUCGUGCAAGCCUCAUCAUUCUUCCAUAUUCAUCUGGCGUUCAUCAGCAAAGUGGGGGAAGAAAGUUACAGCAUGGAAUCUUAUCUCACCAUGCAACAAGCAAUACAGCUCACAGCAAAGGAAGGGAGUUUCCUGGAACAAGGGAUCUUGUGGUUCACAAAAAUUUCAAGUUAUGGCAUUUCUCAAAGCUAAAAUUUUUCCACCCAUAGUCAUAAGUUCAAAGAAUAUGUCAUGAAAUAAAAAAUACAUAGCAUAAAACUACAUUAUUAUAC